This is a messenger RNA of Haliotis rufescens (red abalone), 1464 nucleotides long. Its product is annotated as FMRFamide receptor-like. The transcript has a single exon. Gene Ontology annotation, biological process: G protein-coupled receptor signaling pathway. Bases 1 to 1464 code for a protein of 487 amino acids. Gene Ontology annotation, cellular component: membrane. The record is from RefSeq and is a predicted model, not a curated record. Lineage: Eukaryota; Metazoa; Mollusca; Gastropoda; Lepetellida; Haliotidae. Gene Ontology annotation, molecular function: G protein-coupled receptor activity.
AUGGAGCUGAAAUGGUUGUGUGCCAUGUUGGUUGUAAACACAUUGACGUCAACGAAACAGAAAUUGGCCUCAGCAUCAACAUUGCAUGAUGGCACAGUUGCGUCUGUGUCCGUAGUUGUAGAAACAUCGUCGCCAACGCCAAAGAAGUCAACCGUGACAUCAACAUUGCGCGACAUCACAGAUGACUCCACGGUUGAAGACGGAUCAUCGUUAACGCAAAAGGAGUCGACCAUGAUUCCAACAUCAGCGCGUGCUAGAACGGAUAUGACAACUGCUACAAUAUAUAAUGCGACCGACAUGGAUGUCAGUGACAGCAUCGCCAACAACAAAAGUAUGAACGACACCGGUAACAAUACUGCGAACAAGGAAGUAAUGCAAUCCAACUCAGCCUCCCCAUUCGCUUUGAUCCAUUCUGGCAGUGUGACUGAAACUACUUACAACUCCUUCAACACUGUGCUACAGAUUAUUCAGUUUCCCCUCAAUGUCAUCGCCCUUGCCAUCAACCUCUGCAACGUCGUCGUGUUCAGUCAGAAACGGAUGAAAAGCCCUACAAGUACUAUCCUGCUGGCUCUCUGCAUUUCCGAGGUCCUCCACCUCACCACCAUCAUCUUCGCCAGUACAAUGAAAUUUAUAUACCGCGGAGAAGUCGUCAGUAUACGCUUCUACCUCAUCUACGGCCUCUACGUCAACCUCUACGCAACUGUGGCUCUCAGGAGAGUUGGAUUUUGUUACAACUGCUUGGUGUCAGCUGAGAGAUUCAUUGCUGUGACGUUUCCUCUACAAGCCAAAAGUAUGCGUCUCGUGAAAAACCCAGGUGUCGUCUGCGCACUAAUAAUGGCGGCAAGUUUCGUCGGACAUAUUUUCAGCCCAAUGAAAUAUAUUGUCAUAUCUUAUUCCACUUCCGACAACACUACAGCUUACAGGUUAGACUCUUCGUUAAUGUAUGUCAAGGAUAAAGUUCAUUUUGCGAAUUGCAGCUUGGCUAGCCAAUUCAUAUUUGUAUAUUUCAUGCUUUUCGGAUGCCUUGUCUUCAACCUCCUGAUUGUAAUAUCACUCCGACGUCACAGCAAAGAGAGACAAUCCAUGAAGACCAGUCAGAGCACGGGAGAUGCGCAGACGAAAGAGAUGCAGACGACAAUAACCAUCAUGGUGUCAACCGUUGUCGUUGUUAUUCUCGCCCUGCCUGCCAACACCAAUGCCUUCAUCAGUAACUUCAACGAUGACUACGGCAUAAAUGUCAAACAGCACUUCCUUUUCUUACUCGUGGCAAGAGUUGGUAUUUUUUGUGAACUCCUCAGUAACAUCACCAACUUCUUCUUCUACAUUGCCCUCAGUGCAUCCUUCCGGGAAACCUUCAUUCAAGUGUUCAUCCCAUGUGCAACUACCGGUAAGUCUGCAAAGAGCACCGUAACAGGAAGUGGCAACCUUGGCAACAGUCCGACAGACAUCUCACGCCCAAACUGA